CUUGGGAAGACGCUACAGUGCCAGUAACCAUGAGGCUCACUGAGGGAGAGCGCCGGGAGUUCUUCAGGCCUUGGAUCCAUACAGCACUAUCACAGGCAUUAUUACAUGCUUUCCUCACAGCAGCCCAUGGGAAACAUGUGCUUGUCCCAGAGAUGGCAACGUGGAGGCAAUGCAUCCAACUCCUGCACUGUCCUCUCCCUGCUUGGAGCCCCCUGUGCCUUCAUGGGCUCGCUGGCCCCGGGCCACGUUGCUGAUUUUGUCCUGGACGACCUUCGCCGCUAUUCUGUGGACCUCCGCUACAUGGUCUUUCAGACCACGGGCUCCGUCCCCAUCUCCACAGUCAUCAUCAGCGAGGCCAGCGGUAGCCGCACCAUCCUACAUGCCUACAGCUUCCUGGUGGCUGACUUCAGGCAGCGGGGCGUGGACGUGUCUCAGGUGGCCUGGCAGAGCAGAGGGGAGACCCCGUGCUCUUGUUGCAUCAUCAACAACUCCAAUGGCUCCCGUACCAUUGUACUCUACGACACGAACCUGCCAGAUGUGUCCGCUAAAGACUUUGAGAAAGUUGAGCUGACCCAGUUCAAGUGGAUCCACAUUGAGGGCCGGAAUGCAUCAGAGCAGGUGAAGAUGCUACAGCGGAUAGAACAGCACAAUGCCAGGCAGCCUCCAGAAAGCAAGAUCCAGGUGUCUGUGGAGGUGGAGAAGCCGCGUGAGGAGCUGUACCAGCUGUUUGGUUAUGGAGAUGUGGUGUUUGUCAGCAAAGAUGUGGCCAAGCACUUCGGGUUCCGGUCAGCAAAGGAGGCCCUGAGGGGCCUGUAUAGCCGCGUGAGGAAGGGGGCAACGCUGGUCUGUGCCUGGGCGGAGGAGGGCGCCGACGCGCUGGGGCCUGAUGGACGGCUGCUCCACUCUGACGCUUUCCCACCGCCCCGCGUGGUGGACACUCUGGGGGCCGGAGACACCUUCAACGCGGCGGUCAUCUUCAGCCUGUCCCAGGGGAAGAGCAUGCAGGAGGCACUGAGGUUCGGCUGCCAGGUGGCCGGCAAGAAGUGCGGUCUGCAGGGUUUUGAUGGCAUUGUAUGAGUGCCCUGUGGCAGCAGGCACCGGCUCACACCCCGCCCCAGGCUGGCGUCACUGGCUCCUGUUGCCUUCUCCUCUGCGGCCAGCCUGGCAUCGGGCUACCCUUCUCCCUGGGCUGGUCCGGGUUGCGGGAGGGCUCCACCUGUGACCUGGCAUCUCACUUGGCAGAGUCGCAGAGCAAAUAAAUCUUCCCAGAGCCAGCUUCCAA
Bubalus bubalis (water buffalo) is the source of this 1282-nucleotide messenger RNA. It is a transcript of the gene KHK, whose product is annotated as ketohexokinase. The record is from RefSeq and is a predicted model, not a curated record. The coding region runs from base 106 to 1077 and encodes 323 amino acids. Gene Ontology annotation, molecular function: ketohexokinase activity. The transcript has 9 exons. Gene Ontology annotation, biological process: fructose metabolic process. NCBI's taxonomy places the organism in Eukaryota, Metazoa, Chordata, Mammalia, Artiodactyla, Bovidae.